Molecule: messenger RNA, 1056 nt
Organism: Lolium perenne
Lineage: Eukaryota; Viridiplantae; Streptophyta; Magnoliopsida; Poales; Poaceae
Product: replication protein A 32 kDa subunit A
Biological process (GO): DNA replication; nucleotide-excision repair; double-strand break repair via homologous recombination
Cellular component (GO): nucleus; DNA replication factor A complex; chromosome, telomeric region
Molecular function (GO): single-stranded DNA binding
Source: RefSeq, a predicted model, not a curated record
CCCUAAUCCCGCCAUUAUUUCUGCCUCCCCACUUCUCCGAUCCAUCGCCGCCAGACACCAAAUCCGCCGCCGCCGUCGCCGUCGCCGCCGCCGCCGCGAUAACAGUCCGGCCGCGGAUCAGGGCGGAACAGACCGGAGAGAGUACCAGCCAUGGUGAUCUCGAGCCAGACCGGCGCCUUCUCCCCCUCGCAGUUCACCCCCUCGAGCACGACGCCGCUGACCGUGAAGCAGAUCGCGGCCGCGCAGCUGACCGGCCCCGACGAGGACGGCGUGCCCUUCGUCGUUGACGGCGUCGAUACGUCCAAAAUUAUGGUCGUGGGGAUGGUGAGCGGGAAGGCCGAGAGGGCGACGGACGUGACGUUCACGCUCGACGACGGCACCGGCCGCAUCGACUUCAUCAGAUGGGUGAAUGAUGCUGCAGAUUCUGCUGAAACUGCUGCUAUUCAGAAUGGGAUGUAUGUUUCCGUCAUCGGUACACUCAAGGGACUCCAGGACAAGAAGCGUGCUACUGCUUUCUGUGUCAGACCUGUAACUGAUUGCAAUGAGGUCCCGCUGCAUUUCACUCAGUGCGUACAAAUGCAUAUGGAGAACACAAAAUCAAUGUCACAGGUGACCAUCGGAACAAAUGGAUCGGGGACUGAUUUGUACACUCAGGUGCUGAAUGUUCUCAGUGAACCAGCAAGCAUUGAGAGUGAUCACGGUGUGCAUAUCGAUGAAAUUGCCAAGCAACUUGGACUACCAGUAAGCAAGAUAGUGGACGCCAUCAGUUUCCAUGUCGAUUAUGGGCACAUCUUCUCCACGAUUGACGACUUCCACUACAAGUCAGCAUACAUCGACUGAGUUUGCAAUGGGUCUCGUUGUAUGCUUGCAUCCAUCCUUACCUGUUCAGAUAGCCCUUUAGAAACGCAGAGAAGAUUCUGUGGGCACACGCCUUUAAAUUCCUGUUGAACAAGCUUGAUGUGAUGUGCUUCAUCUAGGAAAACUAUGAUCAGCGUGGUGACAUAUGGUCGUUUUGCACAAUCAGAUGCGAUUUGGGGUUGUUUUGUGCUACCAUUA